Messenger RNA from Coffea arabica (coffee), 1251 nucleotides. Its product is annotated as F-box protein At5g07610-like. The record is from RefSeq and is a predicted model, not a curated record. Lineage: Eukaryota; Viridiplantae; Streptophyta; Magnoliopsida; Gentianales; Rubiaceae.
CUAGUUUCUAAAUCAAAAUUUCAGUUCUUCCUUGUUUCCGUAUCCCCAAUUCUACCUUUGCACGAUAGAAACAGUAAUUGGGAGCAAUGCUUCCCGACGGGGGCGGUUCCCCCGCCACAGGCCCGUUGAUUAGGCACAUAUUUAAAGCUGAAGAAACCCUCCUCCGCCCCUCUACUGCUUGGCCGCUUGCCGGUAAAUCAAGAUUCAGCCUCUCACCGGAUUCCUCAAACACCCUCAAAAACCCACCUCAAGAUUGCUGUUAUAUAUCAGCAGCAGGGAUCGUCGUAGCCCACAAUGAAGAUCUCUUGACACAAAUUUUACUUUAUUUACCCCCAAAAUCCCUCAUCCGCUUCCAAUGUGUCUCCAGAGGAUGGCUCUCGAUCAUUUCCAACCCCUCUUUCCGCCGUCUCUACCGUGGCAGCAGCAACACUCGAGCCCUCUUUUUGUUCCGCAAAAAAUGGCGGAAAAAUCCGGAGCUGAAUUUCAUCUCUUUCUCCGACGAGUAUAUAAAGAAGACAUUAACUUCACAUUGCCUUCUCCUCCUGCCUCAAUGGAGCACUCUGGAAUUUGGUACUUUGGGGAGUCUGGUGGAUGUAUGUACUUUAUUGAUAUUAACAACCCUGGAGAAAUGUUGUUUGAUAUUUUUGAGUUGGCAAGUGGAUGUUCUGAGUGGGUUCUGAAGCACCAUCUUAAUCUUGCUCCUCUAACUACUUUAUACCCCUCAAUGGUGGAUGAAGAGUUCGAUCACUCUGAUGAUUGGCGAUUUAGAUUUUGUUUAACUUAUUUUGUUGAGGAUGAGAAUGAAAAGAAGGCGAGGCUAGUGAUAUCUCUUCUGGGCAAAGUAAUUUUGUAUGACAUCAAUGGCAUUGUCGUUAAGGAGCUCGCUGAAGUAGGGCCAACAGAUACUGAUGAUGACGGUAGAGAUAACUUGUAUCAGUGGAAGGAUGCCUACCCUGUUAUGAAGAUGCUCACCUAUGUUUGACUUGUUUUUCAAACGUUCCUGCAUGUACUAACUACUAAGUAGCUUUAUGUACUUUCUUUUUGCCUGCCUACCACUUGAACACUUUAACAGUAUGGAACCAUUACUUGGUUUGCAAAUGUUGGCAUUUAUUAUGGAUUGAUUUAAACUUGGUACGGUUGUAGAAUGCUUUAAGGAUGAAUUUUGUGAACUAAAUUAGUCUUGCAGUUUAAUUUCCAGAUGUUUUAGUUGUAAUUUCAUUGUUAUAGUUAUUACUCAUCUGAAUGCCAAAA